GGAUUUUUCUACCGGUCUGUUCUUCAUCUCCUUUUUCACAUGAAUGUUAGGAUUAUCUAAUGUUAAAAUUGUUUAGUUUUAUUGGUAUAUUUUCAAACUUCAUGACAUUGUCUUGUAGCUUCACUUGUAUAAAUUCCACUUUAAAAUAAUUUAAUAUUAAAUUAUUUCUCUAAAUGGAUCGGAAACAGCCUUUCUACUUCUUUAGAGGUAGUGGUAUGGACUGCGUACAUCUUACCCUUUCCAGACCUCACUAUGUGGGAAUACACUGGGUUGUUGUUGUUGUUGUCUCUAAAUGGAGGUAUGUCCUUGCGUUGCUGAGCUAGUCUCGCCCUUCCAAGUUUAAAAUCUCAACUAUAAGUUGUUCCUUUCUCUUACCUAAAUUAUCACCAUCUAUGCACCAACACAAACAUGAAUGUAUAGAUAGUAAGGGGUGGUUUAAUAAGAGGUACAAAGUGGGAUAUUCAUGGAUAAGUUUAAAAUAUCUCACGGAUAAAAUUUAUGUCGCGUUUGGUUGAUGGUACAAAAUCAAGUCUAUGAAUUAUAAUUCUGAAAUAAUUUAAUUUACGUAUUAAACUACAACUAAUAGUUUAGCUAAAGAAAGGAAAACGACUGAUAGUUAACUUAGGCAAUUUCGAAAUGUGUUUCAAUGAUGAUAGACAUAUAAAACUCGAAAAAAAAAAGUGACAGUAGUAGUUCAAAUAUGUUUGGCAGCAUUAAGCGCAGUCUGGUGUAUUAAAAUUUUCGCUAUUGUACGCAGGCUUAUUUUAUAUUUUUGUAAGAAGCUAUUUUCAAAACUUGAAUCUGUGAUCUCUUAAUCAUAUGGCAACAACUUUACGAUCAUUAAUUUAAGUAAAAAAUUCGAUGAAAGCUAGUCCAUGUCUGACUCAGUAUGUACGUGUCAUUCAUUACACAGUGAAGUGAAAUUAGAACAAAGUCCUUUUAUGGAUUUAUCGUAGGGUGUGUUUCCAUGAAAUUAAGUUAACUAAUAAAAUAAGUAGAUUCUAUUUUGUUUAUUUUUUUCCGUUUGACAAAUAAACAAAAGAUAAUAUUUUUAAAAUAUUAAUUUUAGGAAGGUUCGAUGUAAGGCAAGUUCAUGUCUGCCAUCUGAUUAAGUAUACAGUCAAGUGAGAUUAAAUUUGCUCUUAGAGACAAGUGUAUUAUAACCAAAUGACUUGCAAAGAAAUUUCUGUGUGUUUUCCCUGUGCAUAUAUUGUAGAUUAAGCAAAGGCUGAAUUAAAGACUAAACUGAUUUGAUUACUUUUGUGGCCAUGUUGCUCGGACUCUCCAAAAAUGUUAUCGCACCUGUGUCAGAUCCUUUAAAAAUAUACUAAUUUUGAAGAAUUCCAUACCCACACAUUGAUAUUUUUGAAGAGUUCAAGCAACAUAGUCCUUCGCAAGAAAUAUACACACCAUCCCGUGUCAGAUCUUUGAAAAAAAUACUAGUUUUAGAAGAUCCGACAUGCAUACAUCGAUAUUUUUAAAGAAUUCGAGCAAAAUAAUGUGGCAAGAAAUAUACACCCCAUCUCCCUCUUUAAGGGAUGAUAGCACUUUUGGUUCCUUAAUUAUCAAUAAAUUUUGAUUUUAAUCUUUGUAAUAACUGAUUAAGCAUAUUAUUGAACCUUGAAUUAGUUGAAUUGGUGCACUUUUCAUCCCACUCAUUUUGAAUUCAUUCCAAAUUUACCAAAUUAUAAUGUUACUAUGUGUAUAUGUAAUGAUGCUCAAAAUUUGCUGGUAGUAUAAUUUUAAGAAUUAUCUUAAAAUAACAUAUUUUCCUCACUGAUGAAAAACAUAUUUUUUUUUUCUAAUAGAAGGUUAAAUAUGCUUGGUUAAAUAUCAUAUGGACCAAAAUAAAAGUUUACUAAUUACUUGAAAGGAUCACAAGUGUUAUUAUCACUUUUUUUAUAAAUAUUAGUCAAUACACGCAUCAACGACAUAUACUAUGGUUUAAUUAAAGACUUUAAAAUGAUUCUCUCUACAUACGUAAACACGUAUUAUGUCAAAAAUUAAGAUGUAGAAAUGUUCAAAUUAUAAAAUCGUGUACUAAUAUUCUCUAUUAAAGCGACUCAAAACCCUCAUAAUAGAAAGGGGCAUGUUUUUUGAUGCACACAAAUCGAUAAACAAUCUUAAGUACUAGAAAUUUUCCGUUGGAGCAGAGGAUCUAUCGAAAAAUUCUCUACCCCCACCAACAAGGUAGGAGUAAAGCCUAUAAAACGUUGUGCUCUCCCCAGAGCCCACUUGCACUUGCAGGAGUACUCGUUUGAGCAAAGGAUCUGUCGAAAACAAAUUCUCUAUCCCCACAAGAUAGGAAUAAAAUCUAUAAAACGUCCUGCUCUCCCUGCCCCACUUGGAGAAGUACGAUGGGAUUAUUUCGAAACACAAAAACAAAAAGAACUAAAACAAUGGCACGCCGCUUCAGCACCUUUGCUCUUAAGCUAAAAGUACACUGCAAGUACUGUGCAAGAGAACUUGAAAAAGAGCUGCAAAGUAUCAAGGGGGUUCGUUCGGUGACGAUUGAUGAAGAACUUGGAAAAGUAGUCAUCUCAGGCAAAAUAGACCCAGCAAAACUCCUACGCAAGUUUAGAAAGGAUGGAAGAGAUGCAGAAUUCUGGGGUGAACAAGAAGAACCUCAUAAAGAUACUAACGCGCUAUCAGAAGUGACUGAUCCGCUGAAUGAUCCUGACAUUAAGGCACAACUGGAGAAAUGUACUGAUAACUCCAGUGUUAAAAGUGUGGAGGUGACCAAAAGUGUUAAGGUGACCUAUGAAGGGGAUUCUAGAAAUGGCCCUAGUGAAAAAAUUGUGGAGAUCAACAACACCACUAAGAAUGUGAAGAAACCUCAUGAUCAUUAUGAUCAUUCCCAUUGUGGUGGUGGUGAACUUUGUGGUGCUUCUUCAUCAUGCUGUGGUGGUCACCCUGCUAUAAGUCAUAAUCCUAAUCAUGGAUGUUGCCAAUGUGGCAACACUACUAGUCUUGGUCCUUGUUGUGCACAUGGAAGAAACUCAUGUUACUACCAUAGCCAAUAUGGUAAUAACACUAGCUGUGGUCUUUGCUGUGCCCAUAGAAGAAACUCGUGUUAUAAUCACUAUAGUCAAUAUGGUAAUACUGGUUAUGGUUCUUAUUAUGCAAAUAGCAUUUCCCCAUCAGCCCCACCUUUACCAAGUGACUAUUACCGGGCGCCACCACCCUCGGCGGUGCCAGAUGAUUAUUAUCAAGCACCAUCAUCACCACAAUCCUCGAGGUAUUAUUAUCAGGCACCACCAUCCUUGGGAAUACCUCACCCAUAUUACAGCUUCUUAAAUGAGAAGGUGAAUGGCUGCAUAAUAAUAUGAUUUGGCACUUCUUAUUUAUCAAAAGAGGGUUGUAUGUAAGUGUGUGUAUGUGUGUGUGUGAGGGGGGAAAAAGAAACACAGUAUAGGAGUGUAGUAGUUACUGUGUAUGUAACUUUAUUGUGCGACUACUUUGGUAAUUUUUACUCCUGUAAAUAUUCUCUCAUGUCCACUUUGUUAGAUUCUCUUAACAUUGAUCAUUACAAUGAUCAUUAGAGAGGCCCUAUUCCAGCAAUUGAAAUAAAAAAUGUGCUUAGUCCAUGACUAUCCAUGGGGUAU
Messenger RNA from Capsicum annuum, 3605 nucleotides. RefSeq lists its product as uncharacterized. Lineage: Eukaryota; Viridiplantae; Streptophyta; Magnoliopsida; Solanales; Solanaceae. The transcript is spliced from 2 exons. The record is from RefSeq and is a predicted model, not a curated record. Gene Ontology annotation, molecular function: metal ion binding. The coding region runs from base 2358 to 3329 and encodes 323 amino acids.